This is a messenger RNA of Megalopta genalis, 3882 nucleotides long. Lineage: Eukaryota; Metazoa; Arthropoda; Insecta; Hymenoptera; Halictidae. The record is from RefSeq and is a predicted model, not a curated record.
CGCUCAUGCAGUGAUGAAGAGAAGAUCGAAGCAGGUGUAUUACUCACUAAUUCACUGACAGUUGUCCAAUUUGUGAUAUAAAAAUAGUGAAACAAGAUAACACUGACAUGCAGUUGUAAUAGCGAUGGUGUAACCUACUUAAUCGUACUAUUUCUAUACAUAAUUAUAUUUUUCAAAUAAUGUAAAAGUAAUAAGUGAUCUUUGCUCGGCGUUCAUUUGAAGUAACUUAAAUUAUGUAGACAAUGGUGUGCGUCUUACUGAAAUUUGUAAGCGCAUACUUGAUAAACAAUUAUUUCAAAUGAUGGGUAUAUUUAUGACAUGGAUGCAUACAAGUGCAUGUGAAUGACAGUAAUUGACAAUGUAAUCAAUUGCGAUAUACAUGUCUCGCAAACGAAGAAAAAAGCCAGAUACGUAAAAAUACAAUGGUAGACAUGUGCGAGUUCGAGCGAUAAGCGAUCAAUUUAUCGAGCUUCUGGUUUUAUAGUUGAAUUAUACAAACGAUGGCACCGACAAGGGACAAAUGGAUGAGACGAUUUAUUAUUCCCGAAACGACACGACACAAGAAAGGCUUUACUAUAUACAAAGUCACUUCUGUGGUAUUUUUAAAAUCUUCUCAUGAAGAAAUAUCUAAAGUGUCUGUCUGGAAGCGCUAUAAUGACUUUAAGAAACUUCACUCAGAAUUAAACAUUCUUUGUGCAAAGUCUCAAAUUAAGGAGAGUUACCCAUCAUUCCCUAAACCAAAAUAUUUUGGCAGGUUCGAGGCUGAAGUUAUAGAAGAAAGAAGGGAAUGUGCAUUAAAAUUUUUAGAAUUUGUAGGCAGGCAUUCGUAUUUAUACUCUAGCGAUAUUUUCAUAAAAUUUUUUGAAUCUAGUCAUGGAGAUUAUUCUGUCAGCGAUUGUUCACAAUCUCUUAGUUCUGAUACAUCAAUGGAAGAUGAUCGACAUGCUUAUGUAAAUCGUUCAUCAAGUAACGAUAUUAUUUCUCAAACUAUUUUUGAACCCAAAGUUAUUCACAGCUCUAUAUCUGAAAAUGAAACAAAGCAAACUCAAGAAGCUUGUAAAUCUAAGGAAUUACAAUUUGCACAGUUAAAUGACACAAAUUCCAAGAUUGAGGACAAAAGAGCAUACAUGACAAGAAACACAGAUGACAAUUUGCUUGUAAGAGAUAGUAACAUAGACAAAAUUAUAUCCAGUUUAGAAGAUAACCAGUUAAUUUGUAAUAAAAAUAACAACUGCUACGAAGAUCCAAACUAUAAUCUUCAAAAUAACAAUGAUUGUGUAAUUAUACAGACAUCGAGCAGAAACACAAACACUGAUGCAUUCACUACUGAUGUGAAUUCUUCAUUGACAGCACACGAUGGUUCUGAUUUACCACAAACGUGGACAGAUUGUUCUCAAUAUAUAUUAGUUGCAGCUGCACAUAUGAAUGCAGCCUUUAAACAUGAAGAUCUUACAGAGUAUGAAGAAGCAUUUACCCAGUACAAAAUGGGAAUCUCUAGUUUACGAUCUGGUGUUGAAUCUGAUUCUAAUAAAAUAAGAGCAGAAAUAAUUAAGGAAAAAAUAUCAAAAUAUUUGGAAAGGGCUGAAAAACUUUACAACAGAUACCUGAACUGUAAUAUUUCUUUGUUAAGUAAGCCCAUUUCAGAGCUUCAACAUUAUAAAGUAUUGAAGAGUUUGGACACAGUGAUGCUUGUGAAAGAUGUUCGCAAAAACUGCCUCAAUAUUGUAAAAACUGUAGAAAAGUCACCAACAAGUAAAGAAAACGUAAGUGAUUAUAUACUACGCGGACAGGUGCCGUAUAUGGUACAAUUACAUGCAUGCAUUGAUACAGAAACAACAGUAUUCUUAAUUUUACAACAUCUAAGCCGUGGAAAGUUGUGGGAUUUUAUAUUAUCACACUAUACCUCUAACAACAACCGAUCAUGUGAUAAAAGAAUUGUCGAAAAUAACAUUGGAAAAUCGGUAAACGAUACUAACACUAUUUUGGAGAAAGAUAGCAUGAAAAAUGAAAAUGAAGGAACUGCAUCUCUAGAUAAUGUAAAAUUAACUAGUACAAAUUCCAAAGUACAAAUGAAGAUAGAUCCAACGACAGUAGAUAAAACAAAUGAAAUAUAUAGAAAUUUAUCUACUACUCAAUUAUUAGAAAAGGCGCAGAUACUGCUACAAUCGGUUAAUGCAACAUUGAAAGAAAGUAAUACUGUAGUAAAUCGAUUACGUGAAUCUGAUUAUUUGAUAAACCAUGAACAUAACACUAAUUUAUUGAAUUUAAAGAACAGUAUAAACCAGUCUAAAAAUUGGACUGACGGACCGCUGGACAUUGAUAAGAUAUCAAUAGAAAUUGACAGUAUAGACAAAACUACUACAAUCGAAAAAAUACCUGAAAACAAUGUGAUAAUUUCUAAUUACUUAUCGGUAAAUAAUGAUAAAAAAGAAAGGAGCCAAUGUAGUACUGACAAUUCAUCGUUAAGCGAUAGUUUCAAAGAUCUUAGUUUCGGUGACAAGGAAUCAACGAGUUCUUCAACGGACAGUUUAAAAACUGUCGAUGCACUCGUUACAAUAGAUCAUAAAAGUAAUAAAACAGAUAAUACUAUGAAUAAUUUAGUAUUUAAGAAAUCAACAAAAUCUCAUAGUAAAGCUGAUAAAACAAAUCAUUAUACAUCAAAUAAUCAACAGAUACAGUAUACCGAUACUAUGCAAUUAAUGGAAUCCUUAAAGAAUAUUGCAGAUGCUGAAGAAAUAUCGUGGACGAUACCAGAAAAUGUAAUUCGUCUUUGGGCUGCUGAAAUACUUUUAGCAUUAGAAGCAUUACACCAACAAGAAGUUACAGUGUUUGAUUUAAGACCAGAUAACAUAUUAUUGGAUGAUAAUGGUCACGUUCAACUAACGUACAUUGUACCGACCCAUAAUAUAGAUUUACUGAAAUAUAAACAUCCUUACGCGUCUCCUGAAUUAUGUAUGUUCUCGCCAAUGAUUCCCCUUACUCCAGCCACAGAUAUCUGGAGUUUUGGUGUUAUCUUAUAUGAAUUAUUGGUAGGCAAUAAAUUUCAAGCAAAACAUCCAAGUGUAUUUCAAUCGCAUUCCUUACUUAACAUUCCUUGCAAACUAUCAGAUGAUGCCAAGUCCUUAUUGCUUAAUAUAUUGAAAUAUCAACCAAAUGAUAGAUUGACAAUACCAGAGAUAAAACAACAUCCCUUCUUUAAAGAAAUUAAUUGGACAAGUUUGGUAGAUACAUUUUAGGAUUCUGUGCAACAUACAGCAACAUUUAAGAAAAAUGCUUGGUAAUAAAAUAAUUUGGAUAUCUGUAAAAACCCCAGAAAAAGAACUUUAAACUAUCUUUUCUUUUGAAGAUACAUAUAUUUAAAUAAGUUUUGAAAUAUACUUACGUACUUAAAAACUUAAAUAAUUAACAUUUCAUAAAAAUCUAGAUAUACAAUGAUUAAAAAUAUUCCACAGUAAUAAAUUUCUUCACGUUUGAAAUUUACUGUUUCUUUGUAGUUCUGUAAGAUAUUUAAUGUACUGACUGUUAAUAAUUGCAACAUAUUGUAAAAAUAUUUAAGAAGCAGGCCCUGUCAGCUUUAAUCACAAUGCCCUUAAUGUUUGUUCACCUAAUUUCUUAUUGCAUUUUAAGGAUUUGAGGAUGCCGUAAUUCCAUAUUCUAUAUUUAUUAUAUUACAUUAUGUAGUUUUUCGACAUAAGAUAUAAAAAUAUUAAUUUAUUUAUACACAUAAAUCUACGCAUUUUAAUCUAUAUUUACUUAUUUCUUAUUCUUUCACUUCUAGAUAUUGUUGACAUUCCAUCAACAAACCUAGUCGUAAAUACUACGUUAGCAUUGUUGAACAUUCCAUCCUUCAAUGAUACAACAAUAAAUUGUGAAUGUUUAAAA